This is a messenger RNA of Neopsephotus bourkii (Bourke's parrot), 3505 nucleotides long. It is a transcript of the gene SLC6A17, whose product is annotated as solute carrier family 6 member 17. NCBI's taxonomy places the organism in Eukaryota, Metazoa, Chordata, Aves, Psittaciformes, Psittacidae. The transcript is spliced from 12 exons. Bases 241 to 2424 code for a protein of 727 amino acids. The record is from RefSeq and is a predicted model, not a curated record. Gene Ontology annotation, biological process: sodium ion transmembrane transport; glycine transport; L-leucine transport. Gene Ontology annotation, cellular component: plasma membrane; synaptic vesicle.
AGGGUCCUGCCCUUGGUUUCUUGCAGCUUGUAGGAGUGGGAUACAUCCCAAGGGACCUGCUCUGCCAGGGUGAUCCUUGUCCCAUCCUAGAGGCAUUCCGGACUGCAGGGAGCAGCAGGUCCUGCUGAUGAAGAGGAGGUGAGGCCCGAGCCGUAGCUCACCCGGGUGCCAUUCCCUGUGGGAAGCUCCUCUUCUCCCCUCGCCCCAUCCCGCCCCUUGGGGCCGCGUGGAGCCAUUCCGAUGCCGAAGAACAGCAAAGUGACGCAGCGGGAGCACAGCAGCGAGCAUGUCACCGAGUCGGUGGCCGACCUGCUGGCCCAUGAGGAGCCCGUGGACUACAAACGCAGCGUCCUCAACGUGACAGGGGAGACCUGGGACAAGCAGAAGGAUGGGGAUGAGGAGCUGGACGCGGAGAACCGGCCGGCGUGGAACAGCAAGCUGCAGUACAUCCUGGCGCAGAUCGGCUACUCCGUGGGGCUGGGCAACGUCUGGCGCUUCCCCUACCUCUGCCAGAAGAAUGGAGGAGGUGCCUACCUGGUCCCAUACCUGGUCCUGCUCAUCAUCAUCGGGCUCCCCCUCUUCUUCCUGGAGCUGGCGGUGGGGCAGCGGAUCCGCAGGGGCAGCAUCGGCGUCUGGAAUUACAUCUGCCCGCGCCUGGGAGGCAUUGGCUAUGCCAGCUGCCUGGUGUGUUUCUUUGUUGGUCUCUAUUACAACGUCAUCAUCGGCUGGAGCAUCUUCUACUUCUUCAAGUCCUUCCAGUACCCUCUUCCCUGGAGCGAGUGUCCCAUUGUGAGGAAUGGCUCCGUGGCUGUUGUGGAGACCGAAUGCGAGAGGAGCUCGGCCACCACCUACUUCUGGUACCGGGAGACCCUGGACAUCUCCAACUCCAUCUCAGAGAGCGGGGGGCUCAACUGGAAGAUGACCCUGUGCCUGCUGGUGGCCUGGAGCCUUGUUGGCUUGGCCAUGAUCAAGGGCAUCCAGUCCUCAGGGAAGGUGAUGUACUUCAGCUCACUCUUCCCCUACGUGGUGCUGGUUUGCUUCUUGGUACGGGGACUUCUGCUGCGCGGGGCGGUGGAUGGGAUCAUGCACAUGUUCACACCCAAGCUGGACAAGAUGCUGGACCCCCAGGUGUGGCGGGAGGCAGCUACACAGGUUUUCUUUGCCUUGGGGCUGGGCUUUGGGGGAGUCAUCGCCUUCUCCAGCUACAACAAGCAGGACAACAACUGCCACUUUGAUGCCACCCUUGUCUCCUUCAUCAACUUCUUCACGUCCGUCCUGGCCACCUUGGUUGUGUUUGCUGUGCUGGGCUUCAAGGCCAACAUCAUGAAUGAGAAAUGUGUGGUGGAGAACGCUGAGAAGAUCUUGGGCUACCUGAACACCAACGUGCUGAGCCACGACCUCAUCCCACCCCACGUGAACUUCUCCCACCUCACAGCCAAAGACUACAACGAGAUGUACAGGGUGAUCAUGACCGUGAAAGAGGCGCACUUCAAAGAGCUGGGCUUGGACCCCUGCCUGUUGGAGGAUGAACUCAACAAGUCGGUGCAAGGAACUGGCCUGGCCUUCAUUGCCUUCACAGAAGCCAUGACCCACUUCCCAGCCUCACCCUUUUGGUCCGUGAUGUUCUUCCUGAUGCUGAUAAACCUGGGGUUGGGCAGCAUGAUCGGGACCAUGUCAGGCAUCACGACACCCAUCAUCGACACCUUCAAGGUGCGGAAGGAAGUGUUCACAGUUGGCUCCUGCAUCUUUGCCUUUGUGGUGGGACUGAUCUUCGUGCAGCGCUCUGGGAAUUACUUUGUCACCAUGUUUGAUGACUACUCAGCCACGCUGCCGCUCACGGUCGUGGUCAUCCUGGAGAACAUCGCUGUGGCCUGGAUUUACGGCACUAAGAAGUUCAUGCAGGAGCUGACGGAAAUGCUGGGUUUCCGGCCCUACCAGUUCUACUACUACACCUGGAAGUACGUCUCUCCCAUCUGCAUGGCCGUGCUCAUGACUGCCAGCAUCAUCCAGCUGGGAGUCAGUCCCCCGGGCUACAGCGCCUGGAUCAAAGAGGAGGCUGCAGAGAAGUUCCUUUUCUACCCAACCUGGGCCAUGGCCAUCCUCAUCUCUCUGAUCAUCCUGGCAUCCCUCCCUCUGCCCCUGGUCUUCAUCCUCCGGCAGUUCCACCUCGUGUCGGACGGCUCCAAUGCCCUCUCUGUCACCUACAAGAAGGGCCGGAUGAUGAAGGACAUCUCCAAUUUGGAAGACAAUGAUGAGACCCGCUUCAUCCUGAGCAAAGUGCCCAGCGAGACCCCGUCCCCCAUGCCCACACACCGCUCCUACCUGGGUCCUGGGAGCAAUUCCCCCAUGGAGAUGAGCAGUGCCCCCAAUGGACGAUAUGGGAGCGGGUACAUGCUGGCCAGCACCCCGGAAUCCGAACUGUGAUGGUUGCCUGUGGACCACCCCCACCGGGAGAGGAGGUCACUGGGGAGUGGAUCCUGGCUGUCCAGGCAACAGGAAAAUUACUUACUAAGGAAGAUGAAGAAGAAACCCCUCUUAAAAUCGUAACCAAAAGCAGCCAUUUCUAGGAUGACAUCAGGAAGAAGGGAUUGCAGGAGGGGCAGGACUCCUCCGACAACCCUGGGUGGAAAGGCAGGAUCUCCCCGAGCCUUCGGGGAUGGGAGGAGGAACAAGAGAUGCUGCAAUACCUUUCCAAGAGUUGUUCUCAAUGCAGCUGAAACCUGAAGCAAAGAAGCUCUUUUCUAAGCAGCUGAUGGUUGGAAAAAGGACCUGGAGGCAGGUGGAAAGCCAGCACACUUCCUCCUGUCACCCAGCACUCUUCCCUCCCACUCUGUUGUCCUUUAGCCGGGAGGAGUCAUGGCCUUAUUCCAACGAGCACAAUUACCCAUCGAUGUUCGGAGCACAAAAAGGUGCUGUUGUUGUCACCAUCGUUGUUGUUGUUGUAUCUCCUGUAGGUUUUUAUAGCUGUGGACACACCUAAAUAACCCCCACAUUUUGACCAGGGUUGCCAGGGAGCAGCACGGGGCUGGCUGAGACAUUGCAAGGUGUGAGACAAUGGAUGGUGGAUCCUUGAUAUCUGUUGUGUUGCCACCAGCAUGGGGACAGUGUCUGUGGGUUGUUGUGGGCCACGGAGGUGUCACAUCCAUGGGGUGCUCCGUGGCUGGGCAGUUACUGUGAUGAGUGGCAGAAGGACCUCAAAGUGAGGGUGAUUGAGAUGGGUGAGCGUGUGGGGUCUGGAUGGGGUUCCCAUGAUGGGGGUCAGGAGCGCUCUCUUGGAGUUACUCCUGACGUGUGGGAUGCUCUGCUGAACCAAACCCCUGGCAUGGUGAGCAUCUCCUCUUGCCAUACUCUUUAGAUGUCCCAGAGGGACAAGCAGAGAAGCAUCCAGCUUCUCUGGGGAGCAUCCAGCUUCUCCAGGGGCAUCCAGCGCUACCACAGGCCUGGAUUAGCUCUCAGGAAACCACCUCCUGACUUACCUCCCUUGCACCCACCAGUGCAGUGACCC